AUGUCGAAUGGUGGCAAGGUUUACGAGAAAAAAACCUUUAGUAGGGAGGAAUGGAGCGAGCAGGUGUUGAGAUCAAUGCUGCCCAUGUCGGGCAGCGAGAUGUAUGGGACGUCAAAUAAUGCGCGAGCGGCGGUAUCGAAGGACUUCGCAUCUACAACCAGCUUUCACGAGCCUUCAAUACCGAAGUUGCUGCUGAACUACUUCGUUUGCAUGCCCUAUGAGGAGGCAAGUGUAAGAAUGGCACGCGAAUUGGGAUAUGUAAAGACCAACAAAGAUGCCAUCGAAUUCAACAAUUUGUAUAAGAUUGGAGAAAGAGCUUACAUUGUGGAGCUGAUCAAAAAGGGUAACAUCUCGGAAGCAAUGGAGGAAAUCAACUCAACCUUUGGUAUUGAGGUGUUGGAACGCAAUAGUGAUUUAGGUUCAAGAAGCGGAACUACAGGUAACUACGAGUCUAGUACACGAAGCCUAUCCAAUUCGAAUAAUGGCAAAGAGGAUCUUCACUUUAAGCUACUUCUUCUAAAUCUCAUAGAAAUGAUACGUGCUCAUGAUAAGGAAAAGAGAACUAAUGAAUCGGCAGAGGAUUCAGAUGAAUUUGUGCUGAAAUUAAUCCAGUACUCACAAGAAAAGUUGGCCUUGAAAGCCUCUUCCAAUAGAAGUUAUAUGGCGGAAGUUGAAUUGGUAAUGACUUUACUCUUAUUUCCCAUGGACAAUAAAUUUAAAAUUAAAAAACCAAAGAGUCUGAAAAAUUUGUAUUCACUCUCGCUACGUACUAAGAUUGCGGAUUUGGUGAACAGGAAAAUUUUGAGUCAUAUUCAUUCCGAAGUCGAAGCUAGAUGCGCUAAAGACAACAAAUUCCCCAAUUUGAUAGGAUCAGACAAGGGAAUCAUAAAUAAGCAGAGUUCAGCAAUUUCAGAAGUACUAAUGGUAAGACCAAAAGAAGAUAUUGGUUUAAACUUGAAAACUGAAAAGGUUGCGGAUAUUAGAGAUUCUCCUGAUGGUGUACUCAAGUCCUCACCUUCAGUAAGCGAGGAUUGGGCAAAUACCGUAGAUAUGAUCAAAACGGGACAAAAGUCAAGUAAGUCAGUUAGCGGACUAUCGGAUUCAGAUCCAUCAGUAGACGAUUUUGAUCUAUCGGAAUAUCAAUAUGAGCCCAGAUUAGUUCAAGUCAUGAAACUAUGGGCAUGGUGUGAGAAUCAACUGCAUAAUAAUGAUAUAGGUGUACCUAGAGUAGGUUCAAAUACAUAG
Zygotorulaspora mrakii is the source of this 1245-nucleotide messenger RNA. RefSeq names its product glucose-induced degradation complex subunit GID8 (gene GID8). NCBI's taxonomy places the organism in Eukaryota, Fungi, Ascomycota, Saccharomycetes, Saccharomycetales, Saccharomycetaceae. Gene Ontology annotation, biological process: proteasome-mediated ubiquitin-dependent protein catabolic process. Bases 1 to 1245 code for a protein of 414 amino acids. The transcript has a single exon. Gene Ontology annotation, cellular component: cytoplasm; nucleus. The record is from RefSeq and is a predicted model, not a curated record.